This is a messenger RNA of Sinocyclocheilus grahami, 1375 nucleotides long. RefSeq names its product peptidyl-prolyl cis-trans isomerase FKBP5-like. The record is from RefSeq and is a predicted model, not a curated record. Bases 61 to 333 code for a protein of 90 amino acids. The transcript is spliced from 2 exons. Gene Ontology annotation, molecular function: protein binding. NCBI's taxonomy places the organism in Eukaryota, Metazoa, Chordata, Actinopteri, Cypriniformes, Cyprinidae.
CUGGAGCUGGACGCAAAUAACGAGAAGGCUUUGUUUAGACGAGGAGAGUCAUUGAUUGUCAUGAAGGAGUUUGACCGGGCGAGAGCAGACUUCCAGCACGUCACUCAGUUGUAUCCAGCCAAUAAGGCUGCGAAGAGCCAGAUUGUGGUCUGCCAGAAACAUAUCAAAGAGCAACAUGAGAAGGACAAACGCCUCUAUGCCAACAUGUUCCAGAAGUUUGCAGAGAGAGACGCCAAAAAAGAGUCCGAACAAGAGAAGGAGCAGGAAAAGAAAGAGAAUGGUAGUACAAUAAAAAUAGAUGAAAACGGAGCCCAGGAACAAACCGCAGCAUAAUAGCGUGCUUGCGUGUGCGUCUGUAUAAUUUACGGUCUUCUGUGUUAUGUUUUGUUUUUUAAGAGGUUUUUUUGUACCUUCUAUAAUAUCUGUCCCCCUGAAGCGACUGUGUUUGUGCGAGUGAGGAAGCGUACUUGCUUUGGUUUCUAAUCUAAUGUAGCAAGUGGUUUGCUUUUGUACUGUGGCCAGGUGUGCACUCGCAUAUGAUUGCACAUGUGUAUGAAUGUUUGUGCGCGAUACUGUAAGGCAGCUAGUCGGCCUGGCCAUGUUCUCUGCUGCGUCUCUCUGAGAUGUGGUGGAAAUAAAGCGAACUCGUUCUUUGUCUGUAGCCUGUACUGCAGCCUCUCGCGUGGGCGCAAUCCCGUCGCCUCUCCUUAGAAACUCUUGAGUAGCACUGCUGUACAAUAAAGCGCUUUUCUGUCCUGACACUAAACUUUAUGCAAAGUGCAUGGAAAUGAUCGCCAGGGCAAAAAAGACUGUUUUGAUUUCUUUGACUAGUAAACAUUUGAUUUGUUCUUUUUCCUUUUUAAAAACAUCUUUCCGCUGUUAAAUUCUUCAUGUUUAAUGCGUCACAACUGGAAGCAUUUCAAUAGUGAAUCUGCUGACGUUUUGCAAGCAUUUUAGAGGAGAAACCACGCACCUUUCCUGUGAAGAAUCGUCUAGUUUGUGCUUUACUCAUUUUCUGUGUGCAGCCUUUUUGGUGAGAUGGUUCUAGUGGAGAAUAUCAUCAAUCUGGGCUGAGAUGUUUGCUAUUUUAAAAUACAAGGUGAGAACAUUAACUUAGAACUGCAGUCUGUUUUGCGUUUUGUACCUUGUCUCUUCAUCUUGUGCACAAGAUUCCCCAUGAUUUCUCCAUAAUCGCUCGUGCACACGGUAAUCUGAUGGUGAAUUGUCAUGGCAGAAGAGGCUCUGUGUGAUAGAGCUCAUGCAGGACAGGAGUACUGUAGUGUGGUUUGUGCGCGAAACCUACAGAUAGUUAUUUUUCCAUGUCCUUGAUGCACCUCUGAUGUUGACUAGAACAAUAAAACAAACUCCAAAUCCU